CAGCAAAUCUACCUCCAUUUUGUAUCGGGCGGCCCGUUUCCGGGUUUCUGAGAAGGGACCGAUAAAACUGUGUCAAGGGGGAGUAUGGCUCUGCUUGCAGGUCAGGAGUGCGGGUAAAGUUUUCCGUAGCUACCUGAAACUGCUAAAAGUGAUUUUUAAACACUUUCAGAAGUUGUGUAUGUGCUUCUUGAUCGCAAAGAACUCUUGUUGGCAGAGUUUACAGCCAGCCGGACUGCGCUGACACUGACAGCUGGAAAGUAAACAGCUCGACGCUAACCAGCUAACCCCAGCUAGCUCUAUUAUACCCGCCACCAAACCGUCGAGAACAAGCUAACGUUAGCCGGCUAACCUGUGAGCUUUUUGGUGGCGUUAAAUUACAUCACCAGGACUUGCCAGCACCCUCCCAUCCUAAUUUUUGUCAAACUCCUCCGUCGAAGGAUUGCCACAACGGCACUUUCCAUUCAUGUUGUUUAGGAGGACGAGACUGUCAAACCUCCUGUUCGUCGAGCCAGGGAGUCAGUGUGCCCAGCUGACGUGGUGAAGCCACCGGAGCUUACCCCCACACAGAGAGGUGCCAUCAGUGGGACAGGAUGCCUAUUCCUCCCCCUCCCCCUCCUCCUCCAGGACCCCCGCCUCCCCCCACCUUCAAUGAGGCGAACACGACUCCUCCCAAACUGAGCUCCUCCGAGUCUAAAGGCCGCGGAGCGCUGCUGUCGGACAUCUGCAAAGGCACCAGGUUGAAGAAGGUCGGAGUGGUCAACGACCGGAGUGCCCCCGUUAUAGAGAAAUCAGGUGGAGGAGGAGGAGGAGGUGGAGGUGGUGGUGGAGGAGGAGGAGGAGGAGGAGGGUUUGGAGGUGGAGGUCCGAUGGGAAUGGGAGGCCUUUUCCAAGGAGGUGUGCCAAAAUUACGCCCAGUUGGAGAUGGUCCAGCCGGUGGUUCGGUGGGCAGAUCCGCUUUACGGCCCCCGGGGUCGCGGCCCGCGGCCCCUCGACCCCCGACGGGCCGCUCCAGCUCACCCUCCCCGUCCAGCAAGCCCUCUCCGUCAGAGCAGCGCUCGCACCGCCCGUCGCUCCCUGACAUCUCCCGCCCCUCCAGCACCAGCAGCAGCUCGUCCACAGGUGGCGGGAUGAAACACAGCACCUCCGCCCCGCCUCCUCCUCCACCCUUCAACAGAGGUGGUCGUGGCAACGCUCCGCCUACCCCCAAUCAGAAAGCACCUUCCUCAUCCUCUCACAGCAGAGAGAAGCCCCUCCCACCGACACCCAACCGAGGCCAUACUCCUCCCAGCUCUGUGAAGCCUCCUCCAUCUUCUAGCAGACCGCCGACAGGUGGCUCUUCAGCUCCUCCACCUCCCCCGCCGUACAGACCGCACACAUCAGGCGGCGUCUCCAACGGGCCGUCCAACACCGACGGGGGCGGGGCUCCGGAGCUACCACAGAGGCACAACUCUCUGCACAAAAAACACUCAUCUGGAGGCGGCAGCCAAGGACGCAGCCACGCUCCUCCUCCACCUCCUUCAUCUUCUCCUUCCUCCCAGCAGGGCGGAAGACCACCACCACCAGCCAGAGAGCCACCAGGACGCAGAGCAGCUCCCCAGGUGCCCCCUCUCGGGUCUCGUAAUGGCGGUCGGGACGCCCCUCCUCCCCCGCCCCCAUACCGCGUUCACAGCUCCGGGACCUCAGAGACCCACAGCCGAGUGGGCAAACCACCUCCACCUCCCUCCUCUUCCUCCAUCUCAUCCUCCUCUUCCUCCUCCCGAACCCCAGCUGGACCCCCUCCGCCGCCCCCGCCCAUCCGGAACGGCCACUCCUCCAUCUCCUCCUCCAAGUCCAUCAUAGAUGAUUUUGAGUCCAAAUUCAACUUCCACCCGAUCGAGGACCUUCCACCUCCAGAGGAGUACCGGCAUUUCAACAAGGUCUACCCCAGCAAAAACAACAAGGCCAUGAUGAGAGGAGCUCCUCCAGCUCCGCCGGUGGGGAGGUGAGCAGACCUCAGCUCAGGACCUUGGACUCUCAGUCAGCCGACUUGAUGGGCGUUCAGUGGCGGCGGCGGUGGUGAAGAAGCACUCGAAUCACAAACACACUACAACACAUGCACGCCCACACACACACACACACACACACACACACACUAACACUAAACCACCAGCUGGAAUCACAGGGUGAAAGUAAACACUACUACACCACGCAGGUUUGACAUGACUCAGUGGUCACCUCCUCUCUUUGCACAAGACGACAGAAAACCACUCGGAGGCGAGCAGCUCGCUCGACCCUCCUGACUGCGACCACCUCCACUUCUCCUCCGCCGACUGUUUGACAUAUCAGGACCGAACUGGACUCUUCCAAAUCUAUGCAUUCCAUCUUUCUUUGCUAAAAAACAAAUGCAUAUUCACAAUGAUGAUGAUGAUGAUGAUGAUUUUCAUACUUCUGAAUAACAUCUUUGAUUUUGUUUGAGUUUAUUAUUUUGCUGUCAGCAUAAACUUGCGAGGGGACAUUGGGCACUUUGUGUUUCUCAGCAGAUGAUUUACACGCCUCCCACUGAACGGUUAAAGCCUCAGAUGUGGGGCUUCUAGAGUUUUAGUUUCUUUGUGCUUGACGGCCAUUCCAGCAGUGCCAGGUGAGGGUGUGUUUGAAUCAGAUCUUUGUCAGUGUGCCAAAAGCGGGCGGAGUCAGAUGACCUGCACACAGUGAGGACAGUUUCCAGACAUCAUGGUCUUCAUGUCACUGACGUGAUUUAAAUUCUAAUGCAUUACUGGAAAGCUUGCCAAUUCAUGACUCAAGUCUGGCCUGGUUGGGGUUUUGGACAUUUGAAUGGGGCUGUUUUCUCUCUCUUCUGUUCUGAAGCCCCUGCUCUCCUUUGUUCGGGGGGUGUUUGUAUUUCCAUCUUCGGGCGAUGUUGCACGGCAGCUUGGAUUCUGUGCAUGACUCUCCUUUAUGCACUUAACUGACAGAAAUGUCCCUUUGUUCCUUCCUGAUGUCUUCUGACGAGCUGCAGUUCACAUAGCCAGCAUCCUUCUCCAGACACUCGCUGGUUCCUGCCUGGUUCCACAGUGGAGGCCGAGUCUUUAUUAUUGUUGUUAUUAUUUGGACCAAGUACGUAUGUUUUAGCCACGGGUUUACAGUGCAGAGUUUUGGACGUGUUUAUAAGGGAUCAUUUAUCAACUUCCUGUCAAGGGAAGUCAGUCUUAAAGCUCAGCUCUGCUCUGAAUCCAUUUUACUUUGCUGCUGGUGGCCCUUUUUGUUUUGUUUUUUAUAGAAUGACUGUAUGGCCAGAGAAAGAUGACGUAUUGUUUGUUUGCUAUGCAAGGAGCAGUUUGUACAGAUUGUAGUUGGUAGCAGCUAACCAAAACAACAACAAAAGGAACACUUAAGUGCCAGAGAACUGUGUAAGCUGAUGGAGCUUCUUUACUUUUGACUUUUCUUUAAGCUUGACUUUAAAACACUAAGUACAUCGUAGUCAAACUAAGAUGCCAUGCGGGAGGAGUGAACAUCUUCCUCAGUGAUGCAGCGCCUCCUGCUGGUCUUUGCCUUACACAAACGUGUUGUCACUCUCAUCGGUACCAGCGCUUUUUACUUUUGUUUUUUUUUUGUUUGUUUUUGUAGAGAGGAGAGGAUGACAACAAAGUAAAUAAGAAACAAGUUUAUUUGAAAAUGCAAUAAAUAUUGUAUAUUUACAUUAAGGAAUAUGGUAAUCAUAGUUAAUGAUCUAUUUUUAUGUUGUAAAAAGCCUGUAAUAUAGGAAAGAGAAAUGAUUAUAACAAUGUUCCAGUCGCUGAGCCUCGGUCUGAUAGAGCGGACUGUGCAGCACUGCUCUCCAUGUUUGGCCACGAGGGCGGAUGAGCUGAACGGAUGUGCGUGAGGUUUCAGCAACGAGCCAACACUCUGGGGAUCCUGUUUCCAAAGCUCGGGGGCUGCAGUGAAGGCGGGUCCGGCUGGCGGACGACGACGGCGACACACAAAGCAAACAAAAGCAGCAAAGGAACAACACUUCCUGUCCUGGAUGUACGCUCACCUUGUCACACAGGUGACCCGACACCUUUGUCAACUCCUGUUCUCACCUUAUCCACUCCGAGGGCAAAGAAAAACCCUGUGGUCGUUUCAUGUUAAUCAGCCAUGUUUUUAUCAUUUGAAAUAAUUUCAAAUAAAAGUGGGGGAAAAGGGUA
Messenger RNA from Scatophagus argus, 4163 nucleotides. It is a transcript of the gene wipf2a, whose product is annotated as WAS/WASL interacting protein family, member 2a. The record is from RefSeq and is a predicted model, not a curated record. Lineage: Eukaryota; Metazoa; Chordata; Actinopteri; Scatophagidae. The transcript is spliced from 8 exons. Gene Ontology annotation, molecular function: actin binding. Bases 591 to 1985 code for a protein of 464 amino acids.